Amphibalanus amphitrite is the source of this 2569-nucleotide messenger RNA. RefSeq names its product kinesin-like protein KIFC1. Gene Ontology annotation, cellular component: microtubule; kinesin complex; microtubule organizing center. Gene Ontology annotation, biological process: microtubule-based movement; mitotic spindle assembly. Lineage: Eukaryota; Metazoa; Arthropoda; Thecostraca; Balanomorpha; Balanidae. Gene Ontology annotation, molecular function: microtubule binding; ATP hydrolysis activity; ATP binding. Bases 1541 to 1786 code for a protein of 81 amino acids. The transcript is spliced from 4 exons. The record is from RefSeq and is a predicted model, not a curated record.
GAGCCGAGUUAAAAGCGGGUGUUCAGACACCCCCCCCCCCCCCCGGCCCGGCGCGGAAGUCUUGGAGCACCGUCCCGGCGCGGGUUAAGACAAUCAUUUGUUGUGGAUAACCAGGUGUUUUUCUUCAGCGCUCCCCUUUGCCUCAGUCACGUCUCUGAACGUGGCACCCGUGCAUCACAAGACGCGCUUACCACAUUAAACUUUACUGUCCCUCAUCAGCACUCGUUGGCUUGGUGUGAGACCCCUGCCCUAUGGCCGAGACAGCCGCCAGCCCACCGCGCGGCGCACCCCUCCUCAGCGGGCGGGGUAGUGCAUCACGCGCUCCCCGCCCACACCCUCCCUCCUUCCCGAGUUCGUGUCACGAGGCCAGUGGCGCCAGUGGCGAGGGGACAUUCUCUUUAGACAUGCUGUCCGGUGAGUUCGGGACGGGUGCCGACUGCCGGGGCGGCGACCUCGGAUGGGGCACGGCUAGGGGACGGACGGAGCACCGGCAUUGUCAGCCUGCGGGCAGUCUGCGGUCGGCCCGGGUGGGGUACCGGGUGUCGUAAUGGGAUAUUUUGACACUGCGGCUCGCCGACCAGUGGUCUCUGGAGCUCGCCAGGACGGCAGGUCAGUCCUGACGGCCGCGUAUGUGGCCACGUGACGGUAGUGUGGGCUGCUCAGUUUAUUUUAAAUGUUAUGCCAAAUUAGAUGUCGCUGCUACGGGACCACACACUUCUGUCUUCUGACUUACAUACUUUGUUUGUUAAUUUGUUGUCUGGUUUGCUAUGCACCGUCGCGUCUCUGUCUUCAUCUGGACUGUCGGCGUGUCUUCCGGCAAGUUCCGGCGCCAUUAGCUCCAUCUCCAAAUUCACACCUGGACCGGUGUUCCCGCUGCGUCGGCGAAAUCUGACCUUGAAUGACCUCUGGUGACCUGACCUUGGAACUGACCGAAAAAGUGACCAAAGUGGUUUCGUCAUUAUUAUUGACACUCUUUCGAACGCCGCUUUCCGCGUAGUGCAACGUGCCCCAGCAGCCGAGGCAGAAGGGUGUUUUAACACCCCCCAGCAGGGCAUGGAAAUCCCGGACCCCAGCGGGGCGCGGGUUAUUCGUGGCUAUUGUAAUGGUGUGUUGUCCCUCCCCCCCCCCCUCCUGUGUGAUAACGUAACGGUGACGAGACGGAGUGGCCCUCCCCUCCUCGCAUGGCUGGGUAAUGACGCCUCCCCCCUCUGUGUUACCGGGUGGUGACGACUGACGGUGGCGGAACAAUGGGACGUCUCCUCCCUGCUAGAGCGGGCACGUCAGCAGCGAUCCGUGGACGUCACCCACUGCCACCAGCAGUCGUCUCGCCCCCACUCGGUGUUCACGCUGCGCCGGGAGGAGCGCAGCGAGCUGACACGGCUCACUGUACCUGGUCGACCUGCUCCGGCUCCGAGUCCGCAGCGCAGGGCGACCGGCUCACCGAGACAAACAAUAUCAACUAUAACGUUUACAGUGACGGGCAAACUUAAGAAAAACGAACUAUAGUCGCUGGCCACUGGCCAGUCUGGGCAGCGUUAUCAUGGCGCUGGGAAAUACGGACCACGUGCCGUUCCGCGACUCCAAGCUGACGCACCUGCUGCACCACUCACUGGACGGCAACAGCAAGACGCUGAUGCUCGUGAACAUGUCGCGGCGCGAGGACGGCGCCGGCGAGACGCUCAACUCGCUGCGUUUGGCCGGCCAGGUCAACCACUGUCUUAUCGGCACCGCCACGAAACCUACCCGGCUGGCCAAUGGCAGUGCACCACGAAUUCGGUACGGCUGAAACAUUACAGCUCUACAACACGCCACUGAUCUUCAUACACCGAACAUCGGGCUUCAGUACAACGUCACUCUGCAGCAGAAAUAAGUGAACGGGAGGAUCGCCACCGAACGCCUUCGACCAAACAUCGCGCCUCACCAAAACGUUACUUUGAAGCUGAAAAAGUGAGCUAGAGGACAAGUGAUGUCACGUUAUGACAACUUGAGUGCCCGUGAAGGCGAUGGCAGGUGCGGUGCUGUCUAUGGAGGUGAGUAUUGAAUAAACGUAUCUCAUGCACUGGGCAAAUAUGAUGUGGAUAUUGAGGUGUGUAUUGAAUAAACAACGUAUCUCAUGCUCGGGACACAUGUGAUGUGUCCAUGGAGGCGUGCAUUGAAUAAACUUAUCAGUCGGGGGAGGUUUGGUCAAUCGUUGUCAUUCUUAGCACGUGCUAUUUUUGUCACACGUGCCAAAAAUGGCAACGGUUCUGUUAUUUUUGACAACGGUGAAGCCGAUUUCACUCCUCAGCGAGGAAAUCACGAUUUUGGAAAUACAAGCACUGAUUUUGGAAAAGAAGUGCUGCCACCUGGUGCAAGAAUAAUAAACCAGCUGUAAUACGGGCCGUUGUAUGGUAAUUUCUUUUGUGGCCUGAAGUUCGAACUUAAAAACUACUGUUACGUGUCAUGUUGUGCCGAACUACGACCAUGUCGUACGCAACUAAAUCAUCGUGUCGGUCGGAACUCUGCUUCAGGGCGAAUUAAGCGGUUUUCUGCGAUGCAUCAUUCGUUUAAAAUAAAAUAGCAUGUCAUU